Messenger RNA from Linum trigynum, 1863 nucleotides. Lineage: Eukaryota; Viridiplantae; Streptophyta; Magnoliopsida; Malpighiales; Linaceae. The record is from the annotation of a GenBank genome assembly.
GAGUCUCAUUCUGAAAAGAAAGAAAAGUACAUAACCUAGCAUCCCAUGAGGGAUCAAUCGGAUCCAGCCUAGGGCUCAUCUCCACCAUCGCCAGCUGGAGGCAGGUAGUUAUCCUCAUGCUCCAGGGAGCCUGUUAGGGGUAGUGAACAUCAGCAGGGUUCAUGUCCCAGUAGUGCAUCAUAUAGUGCUGAGCCGAAAUGAUGCGACGACGACCAUCACGCUCACGAUCAAGGCGAGAAUUGAGGUGCUUUUGGCCACCUAGAAUGAGCUCGUUCUGACGAGCAAUAGUCAUUAACUGCUUAGCAACAGACAUCGUGGGGACAGCAAAAGUCCUGUGACAGAGGUUGAUGGGCCCGCCGGUACGUGGGCACGACGAGUUGCACGAUGUGGGCUAUGCCGCCCCACCAACAACACUCGACUCCGGAUGGUCGGCCCCAGCAGGAGCAACCGCAGGUGGCUUAGGGAGACCCUUUAUCCAUGUUAGAGGGCCAUCAUGCUUGAGAAAAUGCUAAUUCUGGAGAGUAGCUUUGCCAAGGGGAGUCGGGGCGCGGAUUAGGGUCAUGCCAGCAAUAUCAACCUCAUAGUAGCGAGCCAAGGCCGUGAUCACUGGUCCGCAGACAAUAAAGCAAUCCUAGGAAGCCGAGACCUUGGCAAAUGUUUGAGCGACAACAGAGUCUAGCUACAUAGAGUCUUCCUCCAGGCCCAUCGAGUGCAUGAAGUACAUAGUCCGGAGGGUGACACGGUUGGCGGAGCCCCGACUGGGUGUAUAUGGCUAAGUGAGCAGGUGGUUGAGGAUUCACCACUUCAGAUGGAGGAAAGUGGCCCGGGUCUGGCUAGGUGUGUACUCCUCGCCCACUGUCUUGGGAAGGCAAAUGCGCUCAAAGAAUGCUUGGUCCUCAAAGUCGAUGGGGUCGGUCUCUUCAAGAUCCAAAGAGCUCUCGCUAGUGUGAGGGGAGUUGAGGUCGAGCGCAUUGGCCAACUCCCAGUAGCUGAUGGAGUGCCCAACCUCGUCGAGUGUGAAUUGGACGACGUCGGCAUGGUCAGCCGACCUCCUUUGGGAAUGGGAAAAGGUGGAGUAGAACUCCCAUACCAGCUCCUAGUACGUCGGCUCAGCGAGGCAGAGGAGCGCAAAACAGCCUCCAUUUCCUCGCGAGCGUGGAGCGCCUCGAAGUCGAGAUGCAGGUGCUCAGAGAUGUGACGACUACAGAUGUUCCGCAGGCGCUGGCACCGAGUGUGGUUCAGGAGGUCCAGGUAGUCUUCCAUUAUCCUGCAAUUUAACCGAAAGCACAAAUUCCAUACAGAGGAAUGGGUCAUUGUUAGGAAAAAUCACAUUGAGAGCCCUCAAAUCGAAAGAUUUGGAAGUGGACUAGGCUCCUAGUGGAAUAAACAUUCACUCAACAGACAUGCAUCAAUCCAAUUUGCAGUUUAACAAGCAAUCUCCAAUCAAGCAAAAAUUGGAAGAAUUCUACACAUGCAAUCGGUAGGCCGGCGAAACUAAGUCAAGGGAAUAUCGAAUCAAGCACACAAAAUCCAUCGACCUACCAAACGGACACAAUGCAAACAAAAAUCUCAAGUUAUUCACCUAGAACCCUAGGUAUCAAUUCUCCAAAAUUAACCAAGAUAAAAUGAGAAGCACACUUUGAGACGCAAUUAGAUACCACGGGGAAGGUGAGAGGAAAGAAACUCGAAACGUCGCCGGAAACAGCCCAGAGACCUCGCGGGAUCCUCGUCAGAGCUUUGUCGCCGGUGACUCGACCUCCGCCAAAUGGUACCAAACUUUUGGGGAAGGUGCUCCUCGACGCCAAGCAUGGUGGUGGUCUUGGGUUUUAAUUUGGAGACCGCGAAAAAAUAUUUGGCGUAAAA